CAACACCUGAAGAGGUUUAAAUAACAAAGUCCGGUCCUCCGAACCAGAACCUGAACCAGAACCAGCUCAACAUCAGUGGAUUUUAGGAGCCAGAAGCCCCGCCCCUCCUCCGGGUCCAGACAGCAUCCUGCAGCCAGCCUUACAUCAGAACUGUGAGCCGAGCCGGUACCGGUCUGAACAUGGCUCUGAGGGGUCCAGUCUCCCGGCUSAUCAGAACCCAGCUGAGACACAGAUGUCAGCAGAACCGAGCCCAGUCUGUGGCGGUUCUGGGUGCUCCGUUCUGUAAAGGACAGAAGAGACGAGGAGUGGAGCUCGGCCCAAAGGUGAUCAGAGACGCCGGCCUCAUCGACAGGCUGUCCGCUUUAGAUUACUCUGUCCAUGACUUUGGAGAUCUCAGCUUCCAGCACCUGGAGCAGGAUGAACCCUACAUGGAUGUGAAGUUCCCUCGCAGUGUGGGCUCUGCAAACAACAUGCUGUUCAGUGCAGCCAGCCGGGCUGUCGGUGCCGGACACACCUUCGUCAUGUUGGGAGGAGAUCACAGCCUGGCCAUYGGAUCAGUCAGUGGACACGCCCAGCAGAGUCCGGACCUGUGUCUGAUCUGGGUCGAUGCUCACGCUGACAUCAACACCCCCAUGACCUCCCCAUCAGGAAACCUUCAUGGUCAGCCUGUGGCCUUCAUGCUCAAAGAGCUGCAGGACAAGAAAACAACGACCCAUCCACCUGAGCUUCGACAUCGAUGCCUUUGAUCCAUCUCUGGCUCCUGCCACAGGAACCGCAGUGAACGGAGGUCUGACCUACAGAGAGGGAAUCUACCUGACAGAGGAGAUCCACAACACAGGUCUGCUGUCGGCCAUGGACCUGGUGGAGGUCAACCCCCUGCUGGGGGCCAACCAGGAAGCCGUGGAGGCCACCGCCUCUUUAGCGGUCGAUGUCAUCGCGUCGUCACUGGGACAGACGAGAGAAGGUGCUCACGCAUCUAUCGAGCAGAUGUCUGCGGUGAAAAACGACACAGAGCAGUUGUGCCUCUGAGAGCGCUGAGCUAACUGUACGCACUUUAAUCCAUUCCACUGUCCAACUGUCUGCUCUUAUAUCUGUCAUAAAAUCACAACGUCUGCAAGCAGGAAGGCAUGAUAGAGCUUUAAAAUAUUCCCUGUGCUCCUGCUGAGACAUGUUAUUUAAUGUUAUAUAAUCUGGGUGGAACCUAACCUCAGGCCUGGUGGUCUCACCAGUCAUGGUUUUAAAAACAGAACAGACUUAUAGAGUCCAGUUCACGUGACAGUUUCAUGACUUUAAAGCUGACAGAAGAAGAGUUUAAACCACGUGUGAGAUGAGGGGAAAUGUGCUUUAUCAGAAAUCAGAAUAAAAAGGUUUUAAAAAGGAAGAUAUGAGAAAUAUAAAUAUAUUUUAGUUAAAAGAUAAAUAUUUUUAUUUAAAAUGUUUACUGUAUAUAUAGAAAUACCAUACAUCGUUACAGAGCCCGUCUAGUGACAUUGAAUAAAAUUAAUUCCCAUGGCUACACAAUAAUAACUCAUGGCCACACAAUAAUAACUCAUGGCUACACAAUAAUAACUCAUGGCCACACAAUAAUAACUCAUGGCCACACAAUAAUAACUCAUGGCCACACAAUUAUAACUCAUGGCCACACAAUUAUAACUCAUGGCCACACAAUAAUAACUCAUGGCCACACAAUAAUAACUCAUGGCUACACUAUUAUAACUCAUGGCCACAUAAUUAUAACUCAUGGCCACACAAUUAUAACUCAUGGCCACACAAUAAUAACUCAUGGCCACACAAUAAUAACUCAUGGCUACACUAUUAUAACUCAUGGCCA
Austrofundulus limnaeus is the source of this 1831-nucleotide messenger RNA. RefSeq names its product arginase 2 (gene arg2). The record is from RefSeq and is a predicted model, not a curated record. Gene Ontology annotation, cellular component: cytoplasm; mitochondrion. NCBI's taxonomy places the organism in Eukaryota, Metazoa, Chordata, Actinopteri, Cyprinodontiformes, Rivulidae. Gene Ontology annotation, molecular function: arginase activity; manganese ion binding.